GGCCGGGCCAUGGUGCGUCGCGCCCGGCUGGCGCUGGUGGCGGCGGCGCUGGUGGCGCUGGGGGCGCCGCCGCCGCCGUGCGCGGGCGCCCGGGCGCUGGAGUGGUACACGGCGUGGGUAAGCACGUCCUAUGUGGAGCCGCUCAGCAACCGCACGGUGAACGGCCGCACGGAGAGCGGCCGCUACGGGGACAGCUCGCCCAAGGAGAGCGCACAGGGCCAUGUGGGCAUUCCCCGCGGCGCCUCGCCCCGCCACAUGGAGGGUUGCGACGCCGACACCGACUACGACGUGCCGCUGCCUCCCGGUGGCCGUGGGCCCUCUGAGGGCAGCCCACCGACCUGGAUCGCCCUGGUGGCCCGCGGUGGCUGCACCUUCAAGGACAAGGUCACCAACGCGGCGCGGAAACGGGCGGCCGCCGUGGUCAUCUACAACGAGGCCCGCUUCGGCAACAGCACCGUCUCCAUGUCCCACCUGGGAACAGGAAAUACAGUGGUGAUAAUGGUUGGUUAUCCAAAAGGAAUAGAGAUAUUGGAGCCAGUACGAAGAGGUAUUCCAGUAAGAAUGAGCAUUGUGGUUGGCACACGACAUGUGCAGGAAUACAUUAGUGGUCAAUCAGUUGUGUUUGUAGCCAUCGCCUUCAUCACCAUGAUGAUUAUAUCGCUUGCUUGGCUCAUAUUUUACUAUAUACAACGUUUCCUGUAUACGGGAUCACAGUUUGGAAACCAGGGACAUAGGAAAGAAACCAAGAGAGCCAUCAGCCAGCUUCAGCUGCAUACAGUGAAACGUGGAGAAAAGGGUUUAGAUGUUGAUGUUGAAAACUGUGCUGUGUGCAUUGAGAACUACAAACUGAAGGACACUGUCCGAAUUCUGCCAUGCAAGCACAUCUUCCAUAGAACGUGCAUUGAUCCUUGGCUUUUGGACCACCGAACUUGUCCAAUGUGUAAACUAGAUGUUAUCAAAGCUCUGGGAUACUGGGGGGACCCUGAAGAUGUACUUGAAGUUCCAAUACCUGAAUCCAUAAGUGGCAGUGUUUCAGUUGGAAGUCUGAGUAUUGCUUUGCAAGAUGAUGACAGAAACGAAGUAAGCGAAUUGUCAGCUUCCUCCACUAAUGAAUCUGUACUGCAGUGUACCAGCUUAAAAGAGGACGCAGGGGAAACCACGGCCUUGCUUGAUGUGGAUGCCAGUAAUAACCGGCAUGGAGAACAUUUAUCUAAUGGAAAUUCCCACUGA
This is a messenger RNA of Cinclus cinclus, 1230 nucleotides long. It is a transcript of the gene RNF149, whose product is annotated as ring finger protein 149. NCBI's taxonomy places the organism in Eukaryota, Metazoa, Chordata, Aves, Passeriformes, Cinclidae. The transcript is spliced from 7 exons. The coding region runs from base 10 to 1230 and encodes 406 amino acids. The record is from RefSeq and is a predicted model, not a curated record.